This is a messenger RNA of Danaus plexippus (monarch butterfly), 2315 nucleotides long. It is a transcript of the gene CARPA, whose product is annotated as carbonic anhydrase-related protein 10. Gene Ontology annotation, molecular function: zinc ion binding; carbonate dehydratase activity. The transcript is spliced from 11 exons. Lineage: Eukaryota; Metazoa; Arthropoda; Insecta; Lepidoptera; Nymphalidae. The record is from RefSeq and is a predicted model, not a curated record. Bases 202 to 1203 code for a protein of 333 amino acids.
UUCUCGCGAGAGAGGACGUGUCUUGGGAGAGAUUUCUGUCCCUCCGAAAGUAUAUCGAAAAGUUUUUCGUAUAAAAUAUAUUUAAGCAAAGUGAUAUUUAAUUAUUCGGUGAAUCAAUUAUCAUGUGUUAGACAGAGACGCGUAAAGAGGUUUUUAAGGGUACAGGUCCCGAUGCUUUGAGAAGUGUGACGCAUCAUCACGAUGCAGACAUGUUGGUUCCUCGCACUCCUCUUGUGCUAUUUCGUGAAAGACAUAUGCGGCAGUUGGGAAGAAUGGUGGACAUACGACGGAAUAUCAGGUCCGGGUUUCUGGGGUCUAAUCAAUCCGCAAUGGAACAUGUGUAACAAGGGCCGGCGGCAGAGUCCCGUCAACAUAGAACCCGAUAAAUUACUCUUUGACCCCUGGCUGAGAGACAUACAGUUUGAUAAACAUAAGGUCAGCGGUGUCCUUCAAAACACUGGCCAAUCACUGGUCUUCCGAGUCGAAAAGGACAGCAAACACCAGGUCAACAUUAGCGGUGGGCCACUGUCUUACAGAUACCAGUUCGAGGAGAUAUAUUUCCAUUAUGGUUUGGAAGACAACCGGGGCUCUGAACACCAAAUUGAUCAUCAUACCUUUCCUGGAGAGAUACAGUUAUACGGCUUCAACAAGGAAUUAUAUCAUAACAUGUCAGAAGCGCAACACAAGUCCCAGGGGGUGGUAGGAAUAUCACUAAUGGUUCAAAUAGGAGAACCUACUAAUAAGGAACUGCGUCUAAUAACCAGCGCCUUCAACAAAGUUACUUACAGAGGCAGUUCCUUCGCCAUAAAACACCUACCGCUUAGUUCGUUGCUACCCAAUACGCAGCAAUAUCUCACGUAUGAAGGUUCCACCACUCACCCAGGAUGCUGGGAGACCGCUGUUUGGAUCAUCUUCAACAAACCGAUCUAUAUAUCAAAGCAAGAGAUGUACGCAAUUCGUCGUCUGAUGCAAGGGUCUCAACUGACCCCAAAGGCCCCAUUGGGAAAUAAUGCUCGCCCGGUUCAGCCUCUGCACCAUCGCACUGUCAGGACAAAUAUCAACUUCAACAAGCAAGGGAUGCCGGUAUCGAGUAACUGUCCUGAUAUGUAUAGAAAUAUGCAUUACACAGCUACUCAGUGGCCAAGAGAGCACAGCAUGAGAUACAGGAGCACUGAGGACCUGGCGAUGCUGUCAUUAAAUUAGCAUAAGAUAAAAUAAUGAUAAUAAUUGUUGACUUAAUGAUGUUAAUGAUUUUAACGUCCCCUAUAUUAUAAUGAAAAUUUUCUUGAUGUCUUAAAUUGUAAAUGGAACAGAACAAAUGUUAAAUAUAGCUUAUAUUGUAGGCUUUAUAGUAAAUAUAACAUAUAAAAAUAAAUACGAUAUAGAGUCUAUUCAAACGUGUUUUAAAGCUGAUCGUAAAUAGACAAGCUUUCUAUUAGAUGGUAAUAGUCAUUGUAUAAACAAUAUGUAUCGAUUGUAUAAAGUAAUUCAGUACUAUAAUCAUAUGAUAUGAUAAUAAUAGUCGUCUAAAAGAAUCUUCGCUAAAAAAAAAAAUAAUAUUUAUGAAAUGUAAAUAAGUGUAUAUUAUAGUGUAUUAACGUGAUUCGUCCACUUCGGAAUGUAUUUUUAGCUAAAUAAAAUUAUACGACAGCUUAUACAAAUGAAAGAAUUGUAUUUAACCACAACAUUCAUAUUAACAACAAAUUAUACUUAUAUAUACUGUCAAAUUAUUAAUUAUACAUGUAUCCAGGCUUCAUAGACAAAACUCCGGUAAUAUAUUAAGCGUUGCUUCGACGUUGAUGCAUAUGUAUAGAUAUUGUAGUUUUAGAUGCUAAAUAAUAUAUAUAAAAUGUUUAUGAUAAUUAUCUAUCGUUUAUUUCAACCUUUUUGAAUUGAAUUAAAAAAAUAAUCAAAUAUAAUCCCGUCACGGAAUAAAAAGUUGCAAGUCAAGUUAAUGAUUCAUAUAUUGAAAAUAAAACGUCCGUAAUCAUUAUAAAUUUUCUUGAUCGUUCUUAAAAAGUGAAUAUCAGAGUCAAUAGUCUCAUUAUCAAUGAAUACAGCGAAAUCCUCUCGAUGGAACGUUUAGUGUGUUAAAUAAGACAUAAAGUAAAUUGAGUUUAGCAUUAACGGACCGUUUUAUUGUUUUAUUUUAUUUAUGAACGAAUGAAAUGUUAUUGCAGUGAUAAUUUCAUCUGGAGUCAUCAGUUUUGAUGGGAAAUAUGAUUGUUAUACUGAUAUAAAUAUAUACAUUUGAUUCUCUUCAAUGAAAUUUCUAAUAUAGUAUUGAAUUAAUUUAAAUAAAGAAAAUACCACAA